AUGUCCAGAGCUGACUGGUCCUUCCUGGAGCACCUGCUGGAGGAGGGUCAGGAGUACUCGACAGGCAUCGGCCGCAUCUGGCUUACCGUCCUAUUCCUGUUCCGCAUGCUGGUGCUCGGCGCAGCGGCCGAGUCCGCCUGGGACGACGAGCAAGCCGACUUUGUCUGCAACACGCGGCAACCGGGCUGCACCGCCGUCUGCUACGACAAAGCCUUCCCCAUCUCGCACUUCCGCUACUUUGUCCUGCAGGUCAUCUUCGUCUCCACGCCCACCAUCUUCUACUUUGGAUACGUGGCUGUAAGGUCGGGGAAGGAGAGGCAGGCGGAGGAUGUCCCUGAAAAUAAGCACGAAGAGGAGCAUGCCAAAAAAGGGAGCGCGGUCGUGAAGAGUUCAGCAGAAGCUCCGAAACUGAAAGGAAAGCUUCUAUGCGCCUACACGUUCAGCAUCCUCUUGAAGGUUCUCCUCGAGGUCGGCUUCAUGGUGGGCCUGUGGAUCCUCUAUGAUGGCUUCCUCAUUGACGCAAAGUUCGAGUGCAUAAGCUUCCCCUGCCCUCACACGGUGGACUGCUUCGUCUCGCGCCCUACGGAGAAGACCAUCUUCACCAUCUACACUCAGGCCAUUGCCGCCAUCUCCUUGCUCCUCAACCUCGUUGAGCUCCUCCACCUGCUUCAGCUCGCCAUUUCUCAACAUCUGGAGAAGCGGUACCAAAGAGAGGCGUAUCCGCCACACCUGGAUCGGGCGGCCGCCAGACCGGAGACGCUGGAGCUCGGAGAAGUACCUCUGGAAUCUUACAGUGGGAGUCUGCCAGUGCCGAGCGAGGCGACAGACUACACUACCAACCCCUGUGAGAGCUUUGGGGAUCUGGACCCUACGGUCAACUGGGCGCCCACAGAGGCUGGGAGUGACGUGCUUCCCAGCUAUAGGCACUGCAUGGAGGCUAUCAGGACAUCACGGCCAUCAAGGAACCACUAUAGACACAACAAGAACAACCACAUGGGGCCUUCCAAGCAGAAGCACUAUGUCUGACCAAGGAUUGUUGAUCUUGUACACUGGUACAAACGGUACAUAAGUCUGCUUUUCGCAGGGUGGGAUACCCGGCCAGGGACGUCCAAACAAAGCCUGGGCAAACCCUGUUAGGACGAAGGCCAACAACAAAACAAGAAGCAGCAUUUUGGGGCGCAUAGUGUCCCAAGUGUUAGCAUGUUGGCCUCGCAGUCGGGAAAUCUAGGGUCCAAAUGUCAGUUUGCGCAUCUCUGCGAGGUUUGCAUGCGUACGUGGGUUCUCUCCGGGUACUCUGGCUUCCUCCCACAUUCCAGAAACACCUUUGGUAAAUUGGAGACUUUCAAUUGUCCAUAAGUGUGAAUGUUGGUUUAGUCCCUCCAGGAAUUUCAACAAAUUCAACAAAUCCCCUCAAAUUAUGUACAGGCUCGCAAAUUCCCCACAAAUGUUGGCCAAUCAGCAUCGUUUUUGUCUCUGAGCGGCGCUCGAUUUCGCAGUAACCUUAAAAUCUAAACUUACGCUUGCUUCUUGUGUGGACGAAGCAGGGACAACAACAUGUAGCAAUAUAUCAACUCUUUAUUGAUCAAACGGCACAAUUGACAUCCACCCGGGUAGCUAAGACCUACACCCUGUUCCUAUCUGCAACACUAAGCCUUCUGGGUAAUGUAGUAUACAAACAUCAAGUGUAAAACAUACACUGAUAAUGUCUGCAACUUGUGGAAGACAGAGCAGACAGCGGACAAUAAGGAAGCCUUUGAGUUUUCUUUCUGUAAUCAUAACUAUUGCUAUUAUUGGUCAUAAUUAAUGAAAACCGUACAGUACCGAAUUAUCCGGACUAUAGAGUGUAUUUAAGGCGCACUUAUUAAUUGUUGAAGACAAAAUAUUUUCCAUGUAUUAGUCACACCGGACUGUAAGCAAAAUGAAUAUUUACACCGACGGAUUUUGUAAAUGUUUAUUUACAUACCUUAAUUGUUUCUAAAUGGUGUCUGUUACUCGGCAGUAAAAUGGUUGAUCAAACAAAACAGAAGUCAUCGUCAUGGACCUACUAGCUGCGGAACCGAGCUCUCCAAUCAGCCAAACACACUCAAUAACUCCACGGUGACGUUUUGGUGAAUUUACAAAAUUGAAACAAUACAAAAAGAAUGCCAUUGUAAGUUAAUAAUAUUAACACAGACACUCGUUAACGUAUUAGCAUAUUAGUUAAUGCUAACGACGCUAGCUUCGAUACAUUAUGGUAGCACUCAGAAACAUGCAUGAAAACACCCCUACAGACAUCACACAUGGGACGGUUUAGUAAGUAAGAAUUGUUUUAGUUGCAUUAUAAAACUUACAAAUGUUGCUUGGAGUGAUGAAUGAAGAAUCCAUACGAGUAGAAACGCUACGGACGAAUAGAAGACGGAACGACACUUGUACUUCCGGUUGAAAGCACAAAAGAGAAGGAAAUACUGUCGCCGUUUGCCCUGCCUGCAGCACCUGCAGUGAGUGGACUUGUCCAAAAGAUGGCGCCAUACCACAAACAAUAGCACACCUUUCAGUGCACUAUGGCCGUCAGCGAAGAAAAAUCCCUAAAUUAGCCGCACCGUUUUAUAAGCCGCAGGGUGCAAAGCGUAACGGCUCAUUGUCCCAAAAAAAUCCUGGUAAUUUAACGAGCCAUCAAGUGUCUACUUUUAAGUCUGUGCUGUAUAAAACCAGUAAAACAUCAUUAUUUGUUUCCCCGUUUUUAUCAAAAUCCUGUACUUUUUGACAUUAACGUGAGAAACAACACGAAAAGCAUGGGAAACAUACAGUGGUGGUCAAAAGUUUACAUACACUUGUAAAGAGCAUCAUGUCAUG
Molecule: messenger RNA, 2832 nt
Organism: Nerophis lumbriciformis (worm pipefish)
Lineage: Eukaryota; Metazoa; Chordata; Actinopteri; Syngnathiformes; Syngnathidae
Gene: gja4
Product: gap junction protein alpha 4
Biological process (GO): cell-cell signaling
Cellular component (GO): connexin complex
Molecular function (GO): gap junction channel activity
Source: RefSeq, a predicted model, not a curated record